Lontra canadensis (Northern American river otter) is the source of this 5025-nucleotide messenger RNA. It is a transcript of the gene SRGAP2, whose product is annotated as SLIT-ROBO Rho GTPase activating protein 2. NCBI's taxonomy places the organism in Eukaryota, Metazoa, Chordata, Mammalia, Carnivora, Mustelidae. Gene Ontology annotation, biological process: negative regulation of cell migration; signal transduction. The transcript is spliced from 24 exons. Gene Ontology annotation, cellular component: cytoplasm. Bases 685 to 3939 code for a protein of 1084 amino acids. The record is from RefSeq and is a predicted model, not a curated record. Gene Ontology annotation, molecular function: protein binding.
GGGUCCUGCGGAGUUGGCGGAGGCUCCUCAGGGGACUAGGGGACCGAUCUGCGUAGAAGCGGGUGGCGGGGAAGAGGGGAGGAGAUCUCUGAGUAGGAAGCGGAGCCGGGGGCCCAGGACCCGUCGCGUCUGAGCCAGGCAAGUGAACCGGAGCAAACGACUUCCGAUCCAGUCUGCGCUGCUGCGGCUCCCGUUUGGGAUUUGAUUUGCAGCAUCUUCGAGCCUGUGCAACAAAAAAACCGCGAAGCACGCCCAGCCCUCCCCGGCACCCUGUUACGCACCCACUCCCUCCCGGGGACACAGCUGGGCGCGUCCACACCCCCGCACCCCCCACACCAUGUUGUGCGGAAGGACUUCCACUCCCUGCCUCUGUCGUUGAUGUCAGACCCCAGGCCAGCCUCCGGGCGCUGCAGUUCUCCCGGCUAAUGCUGAGGCUGCGGCUCCGGCUCUAGCACAGGAACCAGCCGCAGCCGCCGCGCCCGGCCCCAGCGUCCACCGUCUGCAUGUGCCCGCCGUAGCCUUCUGUCCAGCCCGCAACCCGCGCUCCCCGGAGCGCUGGAGACCACCGCGGGGGGCCCCUUCUGCCCUUGGGAGAAGCGGUCUUGGAGGUAUUGAUCUCGGUGGUUGGAUUUUUCCCGUGGAUCUAUCAGUUCACAAUUUGAAUUUGGAAGAAAGAAGGAAAACAUGACGUCUCCGGCCAAAUUCAAAAAGGAUAAGGAGAUCAUAGCAGAGUACGAUACUCAGGUCAAAGAGAUCCGCGCCCAGCUCACGGAGCAGAUGAAAUGCCUGGAUCAGCAGUGUGAGCUCCGGGUGCAGCUUCUACAGGACCUCCAGGACUUCUUCCGGAAGAAGGCAGAGAUCGAGAUGGACUACUCCCGCAACUUGGAGAAGCUGGCCGAGCGCUUCCUGGCCAAGACGCGCAGCACCAAGGACCAGCAGUUCAAGAAGGAUCAGAAUGUUCUCUCUCCAGUCAACUGCUGGAAUCUCCUCUUAAACCAGGUGAAGCGGGAGAGCAGGGACCACACCACCCUGAGUGACAUCUACCUGAAUAAUAUCAUUCCUCGAUUUGUCCAAGUCAGCGAGGACUCAGGAAGACUCUUUAAAAAGAGUAAAGAAGUCGGCCAGCAGCUCCAAGAUGAUCUGAUGAAGGUCCUGAAUGAGCUCUACUCGGUCAUGAAGACCUAUCACAUGUACAAUGCCGACAGCAUCAGUGCUCAGAGCAAGCUAAAGGAGGCAGAGAAGCAGGAGGAGAAGCAAUUUGGAAAAUCGGUAAAGCAGGAAGACCGGCAGACCCCACGCUCCCCUGACUCCUCGUCCAAUGUCCGCAUUGAAGAGAAGCACGUCCGGAGGAGCUCGGUGAAGAAGAUUGAGAAGAUGAAGGAGAAGCGCCAAGCCAAGUACACAGAGAAUAAGUUGAAGGCCAUUAAAGCCCGGAAUGAGUACUUACUGGCUCUGGAAGCAACCAAUGCAUCUGUCUUCAAAUACUACAUCCACGACCUGUCUGACCUUAUUGAUCAGUGUUGUGACUUAGGCUACCAUGCCAGCCUGAACCGGGCGCUACGCACCUUCCUCUCCGCUGAGCUGAAUCUGGAGCAGUCAAAGCACGAGGGUCUGGAUGCCAUCGAGAAUGCCGUAGAGAACCUGGAUGCCACCAGUGACAAGCAGCGCCUCAUGGAGAUGUACAACAAUGUCUUCUGCCCACCUAUGAAGUUUGAGUUCCAGCCCCACAUGGGGGACAUGGCUUCCCAGCUGUGUGCCCAGCAGCCUGUCCAGAGUGAGCUGGUCCAGAGAUGCCAGCAACUGCAGUCCCGCCUGUCCACUCUGAAGAUUGAGAACGAGGAGGUAAAAAAGACGAUGGAAGCCACUCUCCAGACCAUCCAGGACAUUGUGACUGUUGAGGAUUUUGACGUGUCCGACUGCUUCCAAUACAGCAACUCUAUGGAAUCCGUCAAGUCCACGGUCUCAGAAACCUUCAUGAGCAAGCCCAGCAUUGCUAAGAGGAGAGCCAACCAGCAAGAGACCGAGCAGUUCUAUUUCACGAAAAUGAAGGAGUACCUGGAGGGCAGGAACCUCAUCACCAAGCUACAAGCCAAGCACGACCUUCUCCAGAAAACCCUGGGAGAAAGUCAGCGGACAGAUUGCAGUCUGGCGAGGCGUAGCUCCACCGUGAGGAAGCAGGAUUCCAGCCAGGCAAUUCCUCUGGUGGUAGAAAGCUGUAUCCGGUUUAUCAGCAGACACGGACUACAGCAUGAAGGAAUUUUCCGGGUGUCAGGAUCCCAGGUGGAAGUGAAUGACAUCAAAAACGCCUUUGAGAGAGGAGAGGACCCCCUGGCUGGAGACCAGAAUGACCAUGACAUGGACUCCAUUGCUGGCGUCCUGAAGCUUUACUUCCGGGGCCUAGAACAUCCUCUCUUCCCCAAGGACAUCUUCCACGACCUGAUGGCUUGUGUCACAAUGGACAACCUGCAGGAGAGAGCUCUGCACAUCCGGAAAGUUCUCCUGGUCCUGCCCAAAACCACUCUGAUUAUCAUGAGAUACCUCUUUGCCUUCCUCAAUCAUUUAUCACAGUUCAGUGAAGAGAACAUGAUGGACCCCUACAACCUCGCCAUCUGCUUCGGGCCCUCACUGAUGUCAGUGCCUGAGGGCCACGACCAGGUGUCCUGCCAAGCCCACGUGAACGAGCUGAUCAAAACCACCAUCAUCCAGCAUGAGAACAUCUUCCCAACCUCCAGGGAGCUGGAGGGCCCCGUCUACAGCAGAGGAGGAAGCACGGAGGACUACUGUGACAGCCCUCAUGGAGAGACCACCUCAGCUGAGGACUCAACCCAGGACGUGACCACAGAGCACCACACGAGCGAUGACGAGUGUGAGCCCAUCGAGGCCAUUGCCAAGUUUGACUACGUGGGCCGGACAGCCCGAGAACUGUCCUUCAAGAAGGGGGCAUCCCUGCUGCUUUACCAGCGGGCUUCUGAUGACUGGUGGGAAGGCCGGCACAAUGGCAUCGACGGACUCAUCCCCCAUCAGUACAUCGUGGUCCAAGACACCGAGGACGGUGUCGUGGAGAGGUCCAGUCCCAAGUCUGACAUUGAGGUCAUUUCUGAGCCACCUGAAGAAAAGGUGACAGCCAGAGCGGGGGCCAGCUGUCCCAGUGGGGGUCAUGUAGCCGAUAUUUAUCUUGCAAACAUCAACAACACCUUACAUCUCCAGAACUCAAAGCCCAAGACCACCAAGCAAAGGAAGAGGCCAGAAUCUGGGAGUAUCCGGAAAACAUUUCGGAGCGACAGCCAUGGGCUGAGCAGUUCCCUGACUGACUCAGCCACCCCGGGGGUGGGGGCUAGCUGCCGCCCAUCUUCCCAGCCCAUCAUGAGCCAGAGUCUCCCCAAGGAAGGGCCAGAUAAGUGUUCCAUCAGUGGGCAUGGGAGCCUCAACUCCAUCAGCCGCCACUCGUCCCUGAAGAAUCGGCUGGACAGUCCACAGAUCCGGAAGACAGUGACAGCAGGGAGGUCAAAGAGCUUCAAUAACCAUCGGCCCGUGGACCCUGAGGUCAUUGCACAGGAUAUUGAGGCAACUAUGAACUCUGCCCUGAACGAGCUCCGGGAGCUCGAGCGGCAGAGCAGUGUCAAGCACACUCCUGAUGUGGUUCUGGACACCUUGGAGCCCCUCAAAACCUCCCCAGUGGUGGCCCCCACAUCGGAGCCCUCCAGCCCCCUGCACACCCAGCUCCUCAAGGACCCCGAGCCCGCCUUCCAGCGCAGUGCCAGCACUGCCGGGGACAUCGCCUGCGCCUUCCGGCCUGUCAAGUCAGUCAAGAUGGCUGCCCCAGUCAAGCCGCCAGCCACACGACCCAAGCCCACAGUCUUCCCCAAAACAAACGCCACUAGCCCUGGUGUCAACUCAUCAUCUUCCCCACAGUCCACUGACAAGUCUUGUACUGUCUGAGGGAUGUAAUUUAAUUGUUCUAGACAAGGGGACUGGAGGGACUGACUGUUAUUAAAAAAAAUCUUCCUAUUUAACUAGCUUGGGGACUUCAGUUGAAAAUUAGAUUCUAAGUUGUUCUUGCAGGAAUUAGCCUUCCCAUCACCCAAAACCUUGAGAAUGAAGCCCUCGUUAUCACCCUGCCCUGCCCUUCCCACUGCCCUCUGCUUCUCCCCGUCGUCGUAAUCCAGCCAGCCGCAGUACAUACUGUUCUUAGGUUAGCCAGAGAUAGGUUUUUCCAUUAUCAGGUCACUGUGAAAUCUGGCACGGCGAGUCACGAGGACACGGGCUCACGUCUCCGUCCCCUCAGACACAGGGGAUGCCUGACCAGAUGGUUGGCUGCUGAAAGCCAGCUCUCAGUGGCAUCUUGUUUUGGGUACUGACUAUAGAGAACCAUAUAUAGUCCAUUCUUCGUUUUACACACACACACACACACACACACACACACACACACACACAGGUUUUUUUUCUAGUCUCUGGCAUGUGGAGCCUCUCCUGGUCCCAGACCAGUCUCUUUGUAACUUAUUGUGGCAGUUCACACAAGAGCCACCAGGGGUCUCUGUUUCUGUUACAAAUCUUGUUCUGUCUGGGCCAGAGAACCUAGCCUUUGAAAUCUCUCCAUCAUAAAAAAUUGAGCAGGAUGCGACUGGAUCCUGCAAUCUGUCUGGGGUUGGGGGCUUUCUCUCUGUCUUCUCUCUGUUGGUGUGAACUGGUCAUUGGUGUUUGCUUUUGCUCUCCUCCAUCCUCUAAGAAUACAACUCAGUCUUUUUAUAGAACUUCUGAAGUUUUUCUGAAUGUAUAGACAUUUCUCGGGUUCCUGUCUUUGUCUCUGAUGGGCCAUUUUCCAUUUAAGACACUUUCCUGUAUAAGACAGUUUUAUAGCUGGUUCCUUUUAGGGUAAAGAGUCUUAAGAGAGUUUUACUGUGUUUAUGGCAGGUUUGGAAAAGGUGAGAAAUAGGUCCUUCUUCCACUGUUUUUGAGCAUUUAAGACAAAAUUCAUUAUCUUAUUCAAAAAUUAAAUUCAGCUUUGCUAACCCCCAAAUUGUUCCC